Molecule: messenger RNA, 636 nt
Organism: Linderina pennispora
Lineage: Eukaryota; Fungi; Kickxellomycota; Kickxellomycetes; Kickxellales; Kickxellaceae
Product: glucocorticoid receptor-like (DNA-binding domain)
Exons: 1
Coding region: 118-417 (99 amino acids)
Biological process (GO): translation
Cellular component (GO): ribosome; mitochondrial small ribosomal subunit
Molecular function (GO): structural constituent of ribosome
Source: RefSeq, a predicted model, not a curated record
CUGAUCAUGAUCUGGGUGCGCUUAUCCUUACCAAAUGCCACGAUUUUGGGCUUUUGGGCUUUUUUCUCUUUGACCUCAAAUUUACAUUUUCUUGCCUAGCCUUUAUUCAGUCCACAAAUGAAGUCGAGAAUCCUCCGUAACAUCAAGGCGCGCAAGUCGAUUGUGGACAAGGAGCUGGAGCGGACAAUAUGGCGGUACAUGUCGCGCAACACGACACUGGAGCCUCAAAUUCGCAUGCAGGCGCAGCUGGCGCUGAAUCGCACGCCGCGCGAGGCCAGCCCGACGGCCAUUAAGAACCGCUGCCUUAUUACCGGCCGUGGUCGCGGUAUCUUCAACGAGUGGAAGAUGUGCCGCUUCCAGUUCCGCCUGCACGCGCUGAACGGCGAUCUGCCGGGUGUCGACAAGGCAUCGUGGUAAAGGGUGCGUGGCACUGGGCUCGUCUGCAGCUGUCAAAAAAUAAAUUGUGCUGAAUGUCUAUCUCGAAAAAGGUACUUUUGGGUGCGUCUACCAGGUAGGCGCGAAGCCUGCUUGGCCAGAUCGAUCAUCUUCCAGCCGUUGGUGACUGGAUCGUCGGCGUUCUCGGGAACCUUGGUGAAGAUCGAGACGUAGUGGCAGGCCUCAAUGACGUCCUCAGAC